Messenger RNA from Fomitopsis serialis, 156 nucleotides. RefSeq lists its product as uncharacterized. The transcript has a single exon. Lineage: Eukaryota; Fungi; Basidiomycota; Agaricomycetes; Polyporales; Fomitopsidaceae. The record is from RefSeq and is a predicted model, not a curated record. The annotation marks the transcript as partial.
UACGCAACACGCUCACGUCGCUUCAUGGACGCAUAUGCAAAGGGACUGAAUGGUGCACAGGCCGCCUGGGCUGCAAAGAAAUAUCGUAGUCACCGUACACUACCCAACUCACUAAUGGAGGAUCUCGAGGCCGCCGCCACCAAAGCCCGAGGCUGA